CUUGGACAGGCCAAUCACGACGCCGGGGGUGGGAGGGGGAAUAUUCCGUCGACGUCGGCCGCCGGCACGGCCACGUGGAGAGCUGCGACCACUUUGCAAUUCGUGCUCUCUCACGCCAUGGCCCCUCCCCACAAUGCUGCCCAUGGCUUCGACAUCAUGCGCUCACCGAGCUUGAACAAGGGUCUUGAAUUUACCCCCGGUCAACGCGCGGCGCAGAACCUCCGCGGCCUCCUUCCGUCCGCCGUGUGGACUCGCGAACAACACUUGGAACACGCCAUGCUUCAACUCCGCAGCAAGGCCACCCCGCUGGAAAAGUACAUCUUCAUGCAAUCCAUGCAAGACAACAACGAAGAAUUGUACUAUCGCAUGCUCGUCCACUACACCCACGAACUGAUGCCGAUUGUGUACACCCCCACCGUUGGCAAAGCGUGCCAAGAGUUCAGCCACAUCUACCGUCAAACUCCGCGCGGCUUGUACAUUUCGAUCAACGACGUGGGCCACGUGCGCGAAUUGUUGGACAACUGGCCAGAGCACGACAUCCGCGCGAUUGUUUUCACGGACGGCGAGCGCAUCUUGGGUCUUGGCGAUCUCGGGAUCAAUGGCAUGGGGAUUCCCGUUGGCAAGCUCGCGUUGUACACGGCGUGCGCUGGCGUCCACCCGAGACACUGUCUCCCUGUCACGCUCGACGUCGGCACCAACACCCAAUCGAUCUUGGACGAUCCGUUUUACAUGGGCUUGAAGCAAAAGCGCGACCGCACGGAGAAGUACGAUCAACUGGUCGACGAGUUCAUGCAAGCUGCUAAAGCCAAGUAUGGUCCCCAUGUGCUCCUGCAAUUUGAAGACUUUGGCAACACGAACGCUUUCCGCUUGCUCCACCGCUACCAAAACACGCACUGCACGUUCAACGACGACAUUCAAGGCACGGCAUGUGUUGUCCUCGGGGGCCUGUACGCCGCGGAGAAGCUCACGAAGAAGCCGCUUGCCGACCACACGUUUGUAUUUAUGGGCGCCGGUGAAGCUGGCACCGGAAUCGCCGACUUGAUUGCUAUGGCCAUCGCCAAGGAAGCCAAUUCGACUGUCGAGGAAGCGCGCCGCCGCAUUUUUUUGGUCGACUCGCGCGGCUUGGUGACCAAGGACCGGUACGAGUCGCUGCAACACCACAAACUCCACUACGCGCACGACCAACCGGCCGCGGCCACGCUACUCGAGACGGUCCAACGCAUCAAGCCGUCCGUGUUGAUUGGGGUGUCGACGAUCGCGCAUUCGUUUUCCAAGGAAAUUUGCGAGUUUAUGGCUGCAACGAACGAACGACCGGUCAUCUUUGCCCUGAGCAACCCGACGAGCAAGGCCGAAUGCACGGCCGAAGAAGCGUACACUUACACGAACGGCACGUGCGUGUUUGCGAGCGGAUCGCCAUUUCACCCCGUGACCCUGAAUGGCCACACGUAUGUGCCAGGUCAAGGCAACAACGCCUACGUUUUUCCUGGCAUUGGCCUCGGCGUCGUCGCCGCGGGCCUCACCCGCGUCGACGACAACAUGAUGCUCAUUGCUGCCCAGACCCUAGCGGACAAAGUCACAGACGCCGACUUGGCCACCGGCAGCGUGUACCCUCCGCUCUCGUCCAUCCGUCAAGUAUCGCUCGACAUUGCCGCCGCCGUCGCCGAUUAUGGCCACAAACAAGGGUACUCUACUGUCGACGCCCCGUCGUCGUGGAUGGACCACUGCAAAGCGGCUAUGUACACUCCAUAGGCACCACGAUAUCCCCCACAAAUCACACGUUUUCAUGCGUCAGA
Molecule: messenger RNA, 1793 nt
Organism: Aphanomyces invadans
Lineage: Eukaryota; Oomycota; Saprolegniomycetes; Saprolegniales; Verrucalvaceae
Exons: 7
Coding region: 118-1749 (543 amino acids)
Biological process (GO): pyruvate metabolic process; malate metabolic process
Molecular function (GO): malate dehydrogenase (decarboxylating) (NADP+) activity; NAD binding; malate dehydrogenase (decarboxylating) (NAD+) activity
Source: RefSeq, a predicted model, not a curated record